CCCCAUAAUCAGUAACGGCUUCUGCACCUGAAGAUGUCUAACAAUGGAGUUGAAACAGAAGACAAACCGCCUGCCCCUCCAAUGAGAAACACCAGCACCAUGAUCGGAUCGGGGAGCAAAGAUGCUGGGACUUUAAACCACGGCUCAAAGCCUUUGCCUCCCAACCCAGAGGAGAAGAAAAAGAGAGACCGAUUUUACCGAUCUAUUUUGCCAGGAGAUAAAACCAAUAAAAAGAAGGAGAAAGAGCGGCCAGAGAUCUCCCUCCCGUCAGACUUCGAGCACACGAUCCAUGUGGGCUUCGAUGCAGUCACAGGAGAAUUCACAGGAAUGCCAGAGCAAUGGGCCCGUUUGCUGCAGACAUCCAACAUCACCAAGUCGGAGCAGAAGAAGAACCCCCAGGCAGUGCUGGAUGUGCUGGAGUUCUACAACUCCAAAAAGAUCUCCAACAGCCAGAAGUACAUGAGUUUCACAGAUAAGUCAACGGAGGAAUACCAUUCAUCAAACACAUUGAACAUGAAGGCUGUGUCUGAGACGCCCGCAGUGCCUUCGGUGUCUGAAGAUGAAGACGAUGAAGACGACGCAGCUCCACCCCCUGUGAUAGCUCCACGCCCGGAACAUACAAAAUCUAUAUACACCCGCUCUGUGAUAGACCCCCUUCCUCCUCCUACCAAAGACAUGGCCACCUCUCCGAUUUCUUCUCCCACCGAAAACAACACGGCAGCCCCUGACAUGCUGAUUAGGAACACGGAGAAACAGAAGAAAAAGCCAAAAAUGUCGGAUGAAGAGAUACUGGAAAAACUGAGGAGUAUCGUGAGCGUGGGUGAUCCCAAGAAGAAGUACACACAUUUUGAGAAGAUUGGACAAGGAGCUUCAGGUACUGUGUACACGGCCAUGGAUGUAGCUACAGGACAGGAGGUUGCAAUCAAACAGAUGAAUUUGCAGCAGCAGCCCAAAAAAGAACUGAUUAUCAAUGAAAUUCUUGUGAUGAGGGAAAACAAAAACCCCAACAUUGUCAACUACUUGGACAGUUACCUUGUAGGAGAAGAGCUGUGGGUAGUCAUGGAGUACUUGGCAGGAGGCUCCCUGACAGACGUUGUGACGGAGACGUGCAUGGACGAAGGACAGAUCGCAGCAGUGUGUCGAGAGUGUCUCCAGGCUCUGGAAUUUCUGCAUUCAAACCAAGUUAUUCACAGAGACAUCAAGAGCGACAACAUCCUGCUGGGAAUGGAUGGCUCUGUCAAACUAAUCUGGAAAGCUGAGUUUGAAGACAUAGGAUCACAGGUCUUAUCUAUGAGCUUUCUUCAGAGCGGAAAAUACAGCCACACCAUGGUGGGAACUCCAAACUGGAUGGCACCUGAAGUGGUGACCCGGAAAGCCUACGGGCCCAAAGUGGACAUCUGGUCGCUGGGGAUCAUGGCCAUUGAGAUGAUCGAAGGAGAGCCCCCCUACCUUAAUGAGAACCCCCUGCGAGCCCUGUAUCUCAUUGCUACCAACGGCACUCCGGAACUGCAGAAUCCGGAAAAGCUUUCGCCCAUAUUCCGAGAUUUCCUAAACCGCUGUCUUGAAAUGGAUGUAGAAAAGAGAGGUUCUGCAAAAGAGCUCCUACAGCACCAGUUCCUGAAAAUUGCAAAGCCUCUAUCUAGCCUCACUCCUCUGAUCAUUGCAGCUAAAGAAGCAGCAAAGAACAACCAUUAAAGUGGUGGAGUUGAGCGUAGUCGUCGUGUCAAGCCUUUUAGCUGUUCAUUUCAGAGACUGAAUUACCUGCCCUUCCUCCCUCCCACUCCUCCUUCGCAGGGCUCCUCUUAAGACUCUGAUGUCCCCAGAGGGGUGGCAGAGGUAGC
Tinamus guttatus (white-throated tinamou) is the source of this 1841-nucleotide messenger RNA. Lineage: Eukaryota; Metazoa; Chordata; Aves; Tinamiformes; Tinamidae. The record is from RefSeq and is a predicted model, not a curated record.